CAAUAACGAAAUUAAAAUCAAAUUUGGCGCUUUUUUAUUCAUUCAUCAGUUGGCUAUUCUGGUGACCCCUAGCGCCUAGCGCUUUUGUGGAUUGUUAAUAAUCAGGUAUGGUUAACGGCAUUCUGAUUUUCUUUAAAAAACAAUUGUGGGUGAAAGUGAUAUAAGUUUUUGUAUAAUUAGUGGUAUAUAUUUCUGCUUUGUCACAAAAAAAUUAUUAUUGUUCUUUCCGUUUUGUGGAAUUCAGAUAUUUAAAAUGCAUUUGUCUUAACAAACUUGAGCUUGUCAGUCCUGGAAAUGGCGUCUUUCCACAUGGCGAUAAAAUGGUUUUGUUUCUCUUUUACAAAAUUUAUAAAUAACUUUGGUGUUUAGGAACAACAAAUGAAAAAUAUCUGAAAUUUGACUUAAAUCAGAUAGACAAUAACUUAAAAUAUGAUUUUCUGUGUGGUAAUAACUGCGAUGUUGCCGUAAUAUUGUUAUAACAUUAUUUUGCCCUUAUAAACUGAAACUAACAUUUUAUUACUUAUUUAAUUACUUUACAGUUACUUCCACAUCUAAAUCACUUAUUAGUUGUUCUAAUUAAUCAAGAAAGCUGAUUUUUUGUCACAAAUUGAGACAUAUAAACCAGCCCUUUUUAGUUUGUAUAACUUUUUAUGACGUUUGUUGUCAAUAUAAGAUAUAGAUAUUUAUUCGUACUUUUGUAUCUUCUUACAGUUAGCUUGUAAAUAAUACAUCUGUACAUACUGUACAAAGAAAAACAUGAGUUCAAGUAAUAAAGCCACCUCAAAGGGUGGCAAAGGUGUGAAGUCUGAUAAAUCUCAAAAAUCAGAGAAAUCAGAAACUAAAGGAAAAGGUGGUGACAAACAACAACACAGAGAAGCUAAUUCCAAAAAUGAAGAUUCAAUCAUUAAAGACAAAGUUAAAACAUUAAUAGAGUUGUCUCAAAGAUCUGAAGAGGAGGUGUGUUUGGCGCUCCACGAGUGUGACAAUGAUGCAAAUUUGGCCAUAAUUAUGUUGUUGGAAGAAAUGGGCACAGGUGAAUGGGAAACAAGAGUAAAAAAGAAAAAGAACCGACAAGCAUCUGCCAGCAAACAAGAGAAGACCGACGAGGCUCCUCCUGUAGACGAUUGGAACGAUGCUGCACCUCCUACAGCUAAUGCUCAAGGCGACAAGGAUAAACCACGAGGUGGUAAUCGCGGACGACAAAACAACCGAGGUUGGCGGGGUCGCGAACGCCAAGAGAACGAUCGCAAUUUAGAAGAAGGUGGCGGUCGUGGAGAUCGCCCUCGUGGUGAUAGGGACCGAAGGGGUAGGCCAGGAGGUGGAUCAAGAGGUGGUGGGGGCGGACGUGGCGGCAGGGGUGGCGGUAGAGCAGGUGGGCGCUAUCUACCAAGGGGCAAUAGAAGCAGUAGUGGUGGUGGUUACAACAAACCCAUCGAUACUUGGGACAAUUCGAAUACAUGGGAUAAUAGCACUGCUGUGACCAAUCACACAAAGGAUGAUAAUUGGGAUGACUUCCCUGGUACAGAUGAAUGGUCGACGGAAGAAUACCAAGGUAGCUUAGCUGAUACCAAGGUAUUUACUCCAAGCAUUGCUCCAUCUGGUUUGGAUACAGUUGCUGAGCAAACCAGUCCUAUUAACACAAUACAGGAUCCCACAUUCGGUAAAGAUCAACUGGGACAAAAUUUGCAAUUGGGGCAGCACGGUAUACAGAGGUCGUCGCAAAGUCCAGUGCCGCCAAUGGUGGGUAGUUUAACUGCAGCCCAAACUCAGUAUUUCUCACAGCUUCAACAAAACAACGAUAGUCUAAAUAAACCGUACCAAAAUCAAACAUACCAAAAUCAGACUUUCGAUAAAUCUGCAACCAGUCAAUACAGCAGUAGCGCUGCGGCGCCUUACAAUAGUGGUACGACGAACCAGUUUGGUACUAGUGCGACAUCCCCGUCUUAUGUUAGUGGUACUCAGCAGUAUGGUACCCAAACUAACUCAAAUCAAUAUGUUGCUGAUUCCAAUACAUUUCAACCUAGCGCUUAUGUUGGAGGCCAAGAUUCUGUGCCAAGCCAACAGCCUACUCGGCCGAAAACCCAAAGGGCUCGGGUACCACCUCCUUCUAAAAUACCAUCGAGUGCAGUUGAAAUGCCAGGUGAUCUUAAUUCGAGCAUAGGCUACUUGGAUGUGCAAUUUGGAGCGAUGGAUUUGAUGGAUACGAGUGCAUCAUUUGACGGAGGCAUUGAUACAAAAUAUGGAAGUACAACACAGCCUGCGACCUUAGAAGCGGUUUCAGUUGUAUCUGGUACAGGAGGGAAUUUAGACCUCAGUUCAACUUCUGUCAAUCAAAAUUCCACCUUGGAUGCUUAUUCUCCUAAGACGAAUGCCCAAAACAGUAUUAGCUCUGCAUUGUCACAGAGCCUAUCAAACACGGAUGCCAUUCCGCAAACCUGCGAUCAUGUGACCAACACUUAUAAUUCAGUGCCGAGAAGUACGCAGGCCAAUACGACAUCAUCUUCUUCUGUUGCAGUCGCUGGCUUGGAUUUGGGGGCUAAGCAAACGGAUAGUCAUUCAUACUCUUCCCAAACGUCCACUUACAGUUCCUACCCUCCUAAAUCAAACACUUACAAUUCUUCAACAUAUGCGGGAUCGACGCAAACUGUAAGUUCCUACGUGUCGAAUCAAGCUAACAGCUACUCCAACAGCCAGUCAGGUGUUUACAAUGCUUCAAGUGGUAACACCUAUCCUAGUACCUAUUCGUCGAAUAGUUCGUACCAGUCCAAUGCGAAUGCUGCAUCGUAUCCAUCGAUCAGCCAGGGAAAUACUUAUUCUUCGAAUACCCAGUCCUAUCCGCAAAAUACUAGUCAAUCAGUAUAUGGUGCUAAUGCAGGCUUGAGUAACAGUUCUGGCUACAGCAAUACGACAGGUCAAUACAAUAACUACAAUUCGAGCAACAAGAUAGGCAAGGAGAGUAGUGCAUACGAAAAUAGUUCAAGUACGUCGAGUAGCAGUCAGACGACAUCGACGGGAAGUGUUACAACAGCAACGCCUCUCUCUCUUUCUCAAGCCGGUGUUACUACGAGUAAAACAUCAACCACUUUAGCGGCGAAAAACUCAAACAGUAUUGUGUCGAAUAUUCCUCCAGGUGUGGCACCUGUAAUGAGCACACCGUACAUGAUAGGACAGGUACCAUAUUUCCAGCAACCUGUUUAUUCCUAUGAAGAAAUGCAACUGUUACAACAGAGGCUUCCUCACAUGUUCUCUGGUGAAGUCGAUUUGGUACCAUCGAAUGUGACGAACCUAUGUAUUUAUCCUACACAGACGACACCCUACUAUGAUAUGAGUUAUCAGACGCCGACGACGCUGGCAGCCGUCAGGGACGCCGCAACACUUGGCAAUGUUGGAUACUCGCUCUCAUCGGACGGCAGGUUCGCACGAACUGACAACAAUGCGUCGCCGGUACCGACGACGUUGUCACAGCAAACCAGCACAUUGACGCAGGGUCACCAAGCGCAGCCCAUACUCGCUGGUACUGCGCCACCCUACUUCUUUGCUACAGCGUUCAAUACCAUUGCACCUAAUUACCAGUUUGGAACCAUGUAUACGCAAUUGCCUGCAGCUACAAACGCGCACGGUUCCAACAACAGCUCACAGUAUCCAAAACCAGCGACAUACGGUUCAGGAUACGGCAGCUACGACGCCUUGAACCAAUCACAGGAUUACACUAAAGGUGCUUACGUGAGUAAUGCGCAAGCGCAAAAGGCUAGUGGUGGAAACGCUUCCUCCGCGGGAUCCACGGGAAAUGAUCUGUCUGCUAUGUACGCUAAAUCUCAUACAGCUUUAGGGAAGGUUAAUUCUUAUGAAAAACAGGGUUUCCAUUCGGGGACACCACCCCCAUUUACGGGCGCACUUCAUGGUAGUCAAAAUGCAGGUCUAGCUCCCAGCGGGACUGGUUACGCGCCUCAAGUCUACAUACCCACAAUGGCUCCCCAUCAACAGCACCAUACAACGCAUCUGAUGCAACAACCACUUCAUCAGAUGGAUGUAAGGCACCAGAAUCGACGCAUGGAUUCAGGAAGUGCUGGUGGUCAACGUUCUCAGGCGACAAAUCAAGCGAAAACGGGCCCCAAGCAACCAUACCAGACCUCUUACUGGAACCAAGCUUAAAACAAUGGGUAUACAGCCAAUUAAAUGCCUGCUCACUGUUUUGCCCCAACCCCUCCUCUCAUAUUAAAAAAAACUAGGUGGUUCCAUUUUGUUAUUACUAUUAUUAGCUUGUAAUUUUUAUGAGAAAGUGUGAAGAGUCGUAAGUUAUUUAUUUUUAGUCUUAAAGGCUUUUUCUUAUACUUUUUGACCUGAUAUCAAAAUUUGUAAAAUAAAACGGAAGCCUGUAUGAUACUUUUUAAAUGAUGUUUAAAUUUAAAAAGUUUUUACAUUUUGAGUUUUGUGUAGGGUAAUAAUUUCAUAGGAAUAUUUUUAGGUUAUGUUAAUAAAAUUUGAACGCGUCGAAUCGCAAUUUUGUGCAAUUAUUAUUUCAUUUUCAAAAUAACCAAGGAUAUGUAAAGACUUAGUUUUCGGCCAGUUAACCGCUUAAUUUUGUUCUUUAUGGUCAAAAAGAGCUUUGUUAAUUUUUUUUUUAGUAGUUAUUUGAAAGAGAGGUCGGGCGUUUUGUAUUCAACUGAGCAGACGGAAGUCAAUUCAAAUGUUUCGUUGUUUGACGUUUUGGCAAGAUAAAAACAUUAAUAACAAGGAUAAAAACUAUUAUUCUGCUUAUGAAAUUGCUUUUUUUUAUAAUAUAUUUUAAACUUAUACACAAAGGAGUGUAUUUUGUUUAUUUUAACAGUAAAAAAUGCUCUUAUAAAAAAGUGGAAUAAAUACAUAAGGAAUUCUGUGAUAAAAAAUGGUGUUUCAAAAUAUUAAAAGCAUUUUUUGUAUAUACUUUUUUCGAAAUCAUUGAAAGUAUAGUUGAUGUUCAAUUGUUUUGCAAUACUGAAAUAUUUAAGAGUAGAAAAAGUAGGAAUAUAAAAAUAUUUACGAACUGACUUCUUUUUAUUAAAUAUAUGGUGGGAAUUUUCCACAUAUUAGCUGACAAUGAGAUUGAAAAUGAAAUAUUUUAUGAAUUAUUGUGCGUUUUUAUUGUUGAUACCAAAUGAAUAACAGCCAAUUGCAUUUUUAAUAAAUGUUUAAUGGUUCCUUUUUUUAUUGUUUAAUUGAGGCGGAAAGAAAAUAUUUAAAAAAUGUAUAAAAAAAAAUAUUACGAAAAUGUUAGGGAGAAAAUUAAAUACUUUUUAGUUAUUUGAGCCCUUUUAUGCAAUAACCAUUCAUGCUAAUAAAAAGAUAAUCGUUGAAAUGAUUUAAGCUGUGAAAAUAAAAAGAACUUGAAAGUUUGCUGAUUGUUGCACAACUCUUCUCAUUUAAAAUCAUAAAAAAAAUUGAAGAAAUAUGUUGAAAUAAUUGUCAUUAAUCUUAUUUGCCCUUUGAUUUUGAAUUAAAUUUAUAUUUAAUUUUUGUUAAUGAUGCAAAUAAACUACUGUGCUUUUUUUCAUUUAAUGAAAAAUUUUUGUAGAAGUGAUUAUAUAAAAAUUGUGAAAUAUUUCGUAAGCAGAAUAAUGGUUGCAAUGGAUCUAGAAAUUGGUAUCUAAAAGUCAGUAUAGGAAAAAAUAUUGUAAAUUAGCAAAAAAUGAAGAACUUUUGUACUGACCCAAAGCGCGUUUAAAGUUUUGUCUGUGCAUACACAUCUAGUGUUAGGUAAAAAUAAGAAAAUUGGCUUACCGAUGGUGCACAGUUGCAUGACUGAUCUUGUAUCGCCCCGUUGUCCUGUCAAGGAACUGUCAGACGGUGCGUUAAGGGCCGCAUUUUCCCACAGCGGGACUUUGGCGCGAAAUAAGUUUUUAAAUACAUAGUUAGAUUUAUUAAUUAUUAAAUUUAAAUUAUCUGUACCUAUUUGCUACUUGUAUAAAAUAUUCACUUUUAUUAUGUAAGCACUGUAUAUGUGUAGUUUUGUUUUUUGUAUUUGCCAAUAACCUAUGAGUAUGAGGAAAAAUACACAUGACAUACAUUUUCAUUUUGGUGUGUAUUGUUUAUUGUAUUUUAUAUUUCUUUUUUUAUUGUAGAGAACGACAAUGACAGGUUAAUAAAAUCUAAUUUAUG
Messenger RNA from Psylliodes chrysocephalus, 6135 nucleotides. The record is from the annotation of a GenBank genome assembly. Lineage: Eukaryota; Metazoa; Arthropoda; Insecta; Coleoptera; Chrysomelidae.